Messenger RNA from Plodia interpunctella (Indianmeal moth), 2476 nucleotides. RefSeq lists its product as uncharacterized. NCBI's taxonomy places the organism in Eukaryota, Metazoa, Arthropoda, Insecta, Lepidoptera, Pyralidae. Gene Ontology annotation, biological process: fatty-acyl-CoA biosynthetic process; long-chain fatty acid metabolic process. Gene Ontology annotation, molecular function: long-chain fatty acid-CoA ligase activity. The record is from RefSeq and is a predicted model, not a curated record. The coding region runs from base 623 to 2263 and encodes 546 amino acids. The transcript has 10 exons.
UACACGCACACCGUUCGCACACUGAUUCAGGUCUCAUCUGAAAAUCAGUGUAUCGCCCCUCUGGGUGAUACUGUGACCCCUAUGUGUACUGAGAUGGGCCUUUUUGUAUUGCUGCAACCCAGUACACUUGCUUUUCAAUUGUGCUUUGUGAAUACUGUGUUUUAUUUUGUGUUUUUUGUCUAGAUGUGUAUUGUGUUGUUUUUAUUACAAAUAAAUGUUUUAUCUAUCUUAUCUAUCUACCUUGAUUUGACUGAUAACACUAGAGUAAACUGUGAAAAACGCUUGCAAGUCGGUGGGCCAUUACUGGUUUAAGUAUCUGAACCCCGAUACUCUAAAACCUGACUACGUCCGUGGUACUCGUAUGUAGUACUCGUAGGAAAUAGUACUUACUACCUCCUUUAUUAUUCAAAAUUACCUAAGGGAGAAAGCCCCGGGGUACAGCAUAAACUGACUUUCUUUCAAAAAGCAAUGUUUUAUUAUCGAUGUACCAAAUAGGUACAUGAAUGAUUGCGCAGUGGUUUACAAGAUGCAGCCGAAGAUACAAAGUCCACAAAUCCACAUACGCGCCACGCGCGUACCUACUAGUCAUCGGGAAACAUCGUAUUGCAGAUCGUAGUAUACUAUGGACAAUAUUAGAAUUAUUAACAAAGUGGUGGAUGGCGGUCCACCUUUCUGGAUACCAGCGAACAUCUCCUUUGGGCAGUACGUCAUAGACAAACUGCGAGCUCUCGUCAAACAGGGAGCCUCUUUGGCGUUAAUUAACGGUGAAACCGGCCAGGAAAUCACCUACCAACAGUUGCUGCAAGAGUCCGUUAACAUUGGGUCUGGCUUGAAGAAGCUAGGGGUGAGACGAGGCGACGUGGUGGCUCUGUGCAGCGAAAACCGAUACGAGUACCUCGCUGCCGCCAUCGGCGUCAUCUGCCGCGGGGCGGCCGUCACGACCGUCAACGUAGAAUACACGCCAGAUGAGCUGAAACAUGUUCUGAAUAUAUCAAAACCGAACGUAAUUAUAUGUUCAGAGAAGAGUGCUACAAAGAAUGUUCAAAUCCUGAAAUCUCUCAAAUACAUUGUAAAGAUAAUUCAAUUUGACGGCUCGCCCGUGGACAAGUCUGUAAUUCCAUACAGCCGUGUGACGGAGCAUGUUGAUGAGAAGUAUUUUGAGGCGGAAGCGGUACAAGGCUGGUCCGAUGUCGCCUAUAUUCUGUACUCUUCAGGCACCACAGGGUUACCAAAAGGAGUUAUGUUGUCCCAUCUCAAUGUACUUUAUUCUGCUGCUACUUUCGACAACGAAGACAGAGUCGAUAGCGAACUUAUAGCAAGAUUGUUAACAGUUGUUCCGUGGUACCAUGCUUACGGGCUAAUGUCUACGAUCAACUAUUUGAUGGUCAAGAAGACACUCAUCUAUUUUUCAGGAUUUAAUCCCCAAAUGUAUCUCAACGCAAUACAGACACACAAGGCUAACGUCCUGCUGGCCGUUCCUCCAAUCGUGGUGUUCCUCGCCAAGUCCCCACUGGUGGAGAAGUACGACUUGUCUUCAGUGUAUGUGGUGAUGUGCGGGGCGGCUCCGUUGAGCACGGAGACUAUCAGCGCCGCGAGCAAACGAUUACCAAGUUGCAUGGGAAUUUUCCAAGGUUACGGAAUGACUGAAACGUCAUUGCUGGCUACGAAAGAUCUUAUUGACUCAUCCCGUAAAGCAGGCAGCGCUGGGUACCCAGUUCGUGGAGUCAAAGCUAAGGUUGUGGAAUUAGAUACACGAGUAAAAUUGGGACCGAACCAAAAAGGUGAAAUUUGCUUAAAAGGUCCAAUAGUAAUGAAAGGUUAUGCUGGAGACAAGGCUGCUACCAGAGACAUGAUGGAUGAGGAAGGCUUCCUCAAGACUGGAGACAUUGGAUACUUCGAUGAAGAAGGAUGUUUCUUUAUAGUUGACAGACUAAAGGAAUUAAUCAAAUACAAGGGAAACCAGGUGCCUCCCGCCGAAGUGGAGAGCGUGUUGCUGCAGCACCCGGGCGUGGCGGAGUGCGGCGUGGUGGGCGCGCCGCACGAGGCCGCCGGCGAGCUGCCCACCGCCUUCGUCGUGCUCAAGCCGGGGCUCCGUCUCGAGCCCGUGGAGCUCGUCGACUUCGCGGCUAAAAGGUUAUCACCGUCGAAGCGGUUACAUGGUGGAGUGAUAUUUGUGGAUGAAAUACCGAAGAAUCCCUCAGGAAAAAUUUUACGUCGAGUACUUAAAAAACAACUUUUGAAAAUGAAAAAGAGCAAACUCUAAAUAGGUAUAGGUAUAUAGAUAUAAUUAUAAAUUAUAUAUUGCUAUACAUAUAAAAUAUAUAGAGGAUUGCAAUGUACUACCUACAAAAAAAGCAAUCAAAUCAAACACAAAUGUCUGAAGAAAUUGAAAGUUACUUUGAGUACCUAAAAGUAUAACACAUGUUUUUCUGUGGAACCUACCUAUUCUUUAGAUUGAGUAUUAUAUAUACAUAAU